Messenger RNA from Kickxella alabastrina, 618 nucleotides. Its product is annotated as single-stranded nucleic acid binding R3H. Gene Ontology annotation, molecular function: nucleic acid binding. The transcript has a single exon. NCBI's taxonomy places the organism in Eukaryota, Fungi, Kickxellomycota, Kickxellomycetes, Kickxellales, Kickxellaceae. Bases 1 to 618 code for a protein of 205 amino acids. The record is from RefSeq and is a predicted model, not a curated record.
AUGAGCGUCUCUGAAGCCUUACAACCAGCAGAAUCAGCGGCUCCCCAGCACCAAACAAAUUCAAAACUGGUAACAGUAGAUCCCAUUCUGGCCACAGCGCUCAGUCAGAACCAAGGAGAUCGUGAUUUCGUGCUUCAAUUUGAGCAGCAAGUAUCCCAAUUCAUUUUGCAACCCAGCCAACGGAGACUGCUCCUGUCCAAACAAAACUCAUACCGGCGCCUAUUGCUGCACAAGCUCGGCGACCACUACGAUCUGAUCCACGUUGUUGUUGGCAGGGGCAAGGACGAGAUGGCAUUUUAUAAAAAAGAUGGUGUGGAGAUGGUCCCCCUGGAGAGCUCUUUGGGAAAUUUAGUCGCUUAUGAGGGUGGGCAGCAGGAUAUGGCGGCAGAAGACGAGAGGGAAAGCGGGGAGGCGGGUGAGGCAGAUAGAGUGUCGUUUACAAAGAUUUUGGUCAAGAGUGAUGGCGGCAGGAGCAAGGUCAAGGUGGCUUUAAAACAUUCGGCAGGUUCGACAGUUUCGAUUGAGCAGAGACAGGCGGAGUACGAGCGCACCCGGGCCGAGAUAUUCCAAGACACAAAACCAGCCAAAGAAACAGCCGAACACGACUCCAUAUUGUGA